AUGUUGAAGGCGGGAAAAUCGGCCCGUAGAGCCAUUCUGCCCCAAAUUGCCCAUCCGGCACUGCCCUUCCGCUGCCUGUCGCCCAGGGCUGUUCGCAAGGCCCGCAACCGCCUGCAACAUGCAGGUAUUCUCGCUAACUGGUUCCAUGAGGGAGCCGAAUACGGGAACUACGCACAGCCGCAGCCCGAAGCUAAAAGCUGCAAGCAAACGAUUUGGUUUCUACAGUACCACUCAAUGAGCAUUUUUGCGCAAGCAAAAAAUCUGACACUUGUCUCUUCAGACGAGCUGGAGAACCGCCAGCAGCAGCCUGAGCUGCUCCAUCUUGUCAACGGAUACCGUCGUUAUGGACACUUGAGCUCGAACCUGGAUCCCCUCGGCAUCAAAAAGGCAGAGCUUAUUGAGGAAUUAUCAGCUGGGCUGUAUGGCUUGACUGAAGAAUCGAAGAUGUACAAUGUUGAGGGUAUUAUUGCACCGUCGUCUGGGCUGUCAAGACGCGCCGAUCUGUCAGCAAUUAUUGAGGCACUGCAAAGGACGUAUUGCCGGAACAUCUCGUAUGAGUUUGAGCAUAUCACGAGCCCGGCUGUCAGGCAGUGGUUUGCAGGAUACGUCGAGUCGCUCGACACAGCGGACAUUUCCCUAAGGCGUGAGAGAUUCUUUGAGCACAUGACAAAGGCCGAGCUGUUUGAACAGUUCCUCCAGAAGAAGCUCCCCAACGUCAAACGCUACGGACUCGAGGGAAGCGAAGCCAUGACAGUUGUUCUGGACCAGCUUAUCUUUGAGGGAUCGUGUGCCGGCAUGACUGAUGCAGUGGUCGGGCUCACGCACCGCGGCCGAAUGACGCUGUUGGCGACUGUAUUUGGCUACAGCGAGGCCGAGAUAGUCCACAAGCUGCGUGGCGGUAGCGAAUUCCCCAUUGGAUCACUACACACGGGGGAUAUCAUGGCGGACUUGGGAAAACCUGUUGUUUUGACCUACCCAGAGAGCUCCACCCCUGUGAAUGUCGACAUCGUGCGCAAUGGAUGCCAUCUCAACUCGUCAAUGCCCGUUGCUGUAGGCAAGAGCCGCACCAAGGAUGUCAACAUUGCAAAGACCCGCAGGUCUGACAGAUAUAUGGUUGGUGACCAUGUUCUGGCAAUAACAGUUCAUGGCGAUGCGAGCUUUGAAGCACAGGGAAUUGUUGCAGAAACUCUGGGCAUGUCUGGUCUUGCACAUUUCACGAAUGGUGGCACAAUCCACAUUGUCCUCAACAAUCAGGUUGGGUACACAACUCCGGUUUCACAUGGGCGGUCCACACGGUACGCGUCUGAUAUCGCCAAGUUUGCGGACAUUCCCAUCAUACACUGUGAAUGGCGAGCACCCAGAGACGGAAUUGGUACUCCAGGUAGAUGCGGACAAUAUACUAACGAGGUUGCCCGUGCAGCUCGCAUUGCCUUUGCAUAUAGGAGCAAGUUCAGAAAGGAUGUUGUCAUUGAUAUGUGGACAUUCCGCACCCGUGGCCACAACGAAAUGGACGAGCCCACAUUUACUCAGCCGGCCAUUCGAUUCCAGCCCAGUUUGAGGAAAAGACUGAUUAACGACGGCGUACUGACAAGCGACUAUGCCAGCACCUUCCGCAAGUCAUAUAUCAAUACGCUCAGUAUGGCAUUUGCCCAGUCGCUCAACUGCAAUCCAACCGAGGCGCCAAAGUCGCCAAGAUGGAGAAUGCUGAGUCCGCUGCGCAGCAUCCCCGUUGAGAAGCCAACCGGUGUUGAUAUCGGUACGCUAAAGGAGGUUGGUCUGCAGUCAGUUACUCCAGCCAAGGGGUGCAAGGUGCAUCCGCGCAUCGAGCGCUUCCACAUCAAGCCGCGCGUGAAGAGGCUGAAUGAGGACCAGCCGGUCGACUGGGCCACUGCCGAGGCGAUGGCAUUCGGUACGCUACUCAAGGAGGGGUACCAUGUGCGACUUAGUGGACAGGAUGUCGGUCGCGGUACGUUCAGCCAGCGACAUGCAAUGCUCGUGUGUCAGGACACUGAGCAGGUCAGCGUGCCCUUGAAUCUCCUGCCCGGCAAGGAUGCAGGAAAGAUCGAGGUUGUCAACUCGAAUCUGUGCGAGGAAGCGGCGCUCGCAUUCGAGUAUGGCGUGUCAGUCGAGGAUCCGUUCACUCUGGCAAUCUGGGAAGCCCAGUUCGGUGACUUCUUGCAACAACGCGCAAACCUCAGAUUGACAGGCUAUGUGACCGCAGGCGAGACCAAGUGGGGCCAGCAGAAUGGCCUAGUAGGUAUUGUUGCCGCAUGGCUUCGAUGGCGGAGGUCCCGACCACAGUUCCUGCCGGCUCGAGCGCCACCUUGUUGCUGUCAAACGACCCUGUUGACGGUGAACCCAGGCCAAGCGAUGCCCUAA
This is a messenger RNA of Linderina pennispora, 2379 nucleotides long. RefSeq names its product thiamine diphosphate-binding protein. Lineage: Eukaryota; Fungi; Kickxellomycota; Kickxellomycetes; Kickxellales; Kickxellaceae. The transcript is spliced from 14 exons. Gene Ontology annotation, molecular function: thiamine pyrophosphate binding; oxoglutarate dehydrogenase (succinyl-transferring) activity. The record is from RefSeq and is a predicted model, not a curated record. Gene Ontology annotation, biological process: tricarboxylic acid cycle. The coding region runs from base 1 to 2379 and encodes 792 amino acids.